Molecule: messenger RNA, 1795 nt
Organism: Apis florea (little honeybee)
Lineage: Eukaryota; Metazoa; Arthropoda; Insecta; Hymenoptera; Apidae
Product: PHAF1 protein CG7083
Biological process (GO): Golgi to plasma membrane protein transport
Cellular component (GO): trans-Golgi network
Source: RefSeq, a predicted model, not a curated record
AUUCCGCGGUACGUAUCAGCUGUUCGGUGACAGUUUGCCAGCCGUGAGAGUAGAGAGUCGAGGUUUAUUGUUUGGGAAGCAAUAUGGCUAUCUGGUGAUUAGUAACAGUGCGAUACGUAGACAAAGAAACAACGCAGUUCUCAUGAUAUUUGGAGACGCGUUGUGCAUCCUAUAGUUUAAUUUAAAAUAACAGAAACAAUAGAAUCGAUAGAAUGUUGGAACUCGAGGUGGUGCCCGAAAGAUCCCUCGGUUGCGAGCAGUGGGAAUUUAUUUUAGGUAUGCAUUUUUCUCAAUCUGUAUCAAUAAUACAAUCCCAAGUGGGCAUUAUAAGGGGAGUACAAGUACUUUAUAGUGAUAGUAAUCCUUUAGAUGUAGAUUUAGAUAACUUACCUCAUGAUGGAGUUCGACUUAUAUUCGAUCCAGUGGUGCAAAGGCUCAAAAUAAUUGAGAUUUAUAAUAUGAAGUUAGUUAAACUCAAAUACUGUGGUUUGCCAUUCAAUUCACCAGAGGUUUUGCCAUCUAUUGAACAGAUUGAGCAUUCCUUUGGAGCAACUCAUCCUGGUGUUUAUGAUAGUGACAAACAAGUAUUUGUAUUAAAUUUUCGAGGAUUAUCAUUUUACUUCCCCAUUGACUCAAAGUUCCAACCUGGAUAUGCACAUGGAUUAGGAUCAUUGCAAUUUCCAAAUGGAACUUCUCCUCUUGUAGCAAAAACAGCUAUUUAUGUGGGUAACAUGGGUGCUGGAGGUGGAAGUGAUGAACACAAUUUAAAAGCACCACCACCACCUUUACCACUCGUCUGCUAUCAUAACAAUUUGUAUUUAGAAAAAGCAGAUGUUAUACGUGAUAAAAUGCGUACACGAGGUCUUAAAUUACAUCUCUUCACUGAAGGUAGUUCUGUAACAAGAGUAUUAUUGGAACCGAAAAAACGCUGCUUAACCAAAGAGGUGUUAUUUGGAGACACUUGUGAAGAUGUUUUAAGUGCUUUAGGAGCACCGUCUCGAGUGUUUUUCAAAGCCGAGGAUAAAAUGCGUAUUCAUAGUCCUCAUGCACAUAAACGUGAUAAAAUAAGACGGUCGGAUUUCUUCUAUAAUUAUUUUACUUUAGGAUUGGAUGUUUUAUUUGAUGCCAAAACUCAAUGCGUUAAGAAGUUUGUAUUACACACGAAUUAUCCAGGGCAUUAUAAUUUUAACAUGUAUCAUCGCUGCGAGUUUUCUUUAACUCUUCCACCAGAAAAUAAUUCCACCGAAUCGGGAAAACUCAUAGAUGUUUCCCCUUCUCCAGUUACGAUCACUGCCUAUACGAAAUGGGAUAGAAUAAGUGAGCAAUUGAAGGCUAGUGCACGGCCAGUAGUAUUAAACCGUGCUUCCUCGACGAACACAACAAACCCAUUUGGUUGCACAUUUUGUUAUGGUAUACGCGAUGCGAUUGUUGAAGUUAUGGCAAAUCAACAUAUUGCGAGUGUAACGUUAUACAGAGCGGUGUGACCUUGAUAAUUUAUACAAUAAUAUGGUGCAUUAUAAACCGCUCUUUAAAGAGCAAUUGAUGGAAUGGUGUUUUUUUGCAAAACAAACAAAAAAAAAAAAAUAGGCAAGUUUUAAGUCUGUUAGAAAUUGCAUAAUAACAUCAACAACUUUGAAAAAGACUGUACAAUGCAAAGAGAAUUAACAAGAGUGCAAAUAUUUACAAAAUCCUGAUGCAGUUUUUUUUCUUAACAUUAAUGUAACAACAUUGAAACCGCAAAGAUUUCAAGUAAAAUUAAGAAAAAAAAAAGAUUACUAAGGAGGCAAUGACGAUA